Molecule: messenger RNA, 607 nt
Organism: Ylistrum balloti
Lineage: Eukaryota; Metazoa; Mollusca; Bivalvia; Pectinida; Pectinidae
Product: adult enhancer factor 1-like
Exons: 1
Coding region: 71-580 (169 amino acids)
Biological process (GO): regulation of transcription by RNA polymerase II
Molecular function (GO): DNA-binding transcription factor activity; RNA polymerase II cis-regulatory region sequence-specific DNA binding
Source: RefSeq, a predicted model, not a curated record
AAGUGAAAUUUGUGAUCUCUCAAUUGGGAGCUCAGUAGGACAAGAGAAUGUGUUCAGUGUGAAAAACGGAAUGUACCAGCAAUUAAAUGGAAACACUUCAUACCCAAUUAAACCACUGAUAGACGAUACAUACAAGUUAAACACUGAUGCUAUCACUGGAAAUCCAAUUAAAGCAAAACGGCGGAAGUCCUCAAGCCCUGCUAUGCCUCUGAUCUGUUCUGUUUGUGAGAAAGUAUUUUUGAAAAAACAGGAUCUCAAAUCUCACAUGAAAGUCCAUUCUGACGCCCGGCCUUUCAAGUGUGACCUUUGUCCUAAGGCCUUCAAUCACAAGUCAACUCUGACCAAUCACCGGCGUAUCCACACGGGGGAAAAGCCGUAUGGAUGUGAAAUUUGUAAGAAAAGUUUCACAUUUCUCAGCAGUCUACAGCGUCAUAAACUUCUUCAUAUCGCAGAGACGACCUUCAAGUGUUUCGUGUGUGGAGAAUCUCUAGAAGACAAGCAGGCUCUUAAUAAACACUUAAAAAGUCAUGUCCAAGGUGCAGAACUCGAACAGGAUAUUCAGAUCAAUGCAGCUACAUAGAAAGACAUUUCAACUUAGUGUAAAUAU